UGGCCGCUGUCCCAGUCGUCGCCCUACUUUGUCGAAGCCAACUCAGCUCGACACUCGGUUUACACCUCGGUACGACGAGAGAGAAACACGUCCACGCACACGCGCGCACACGUGCACGCGUACAGGGACGGGCCACGCAUACACGCGACGUACGUACGUAGGCCACACACGUACGUAUUACGACGAACUCGGGCAAGAAGGAACGUGAGAAACGGUGGAGGUGGUGCCGAUGGUGGUGGCUGUGAUGGUGAUAGUGAUGGACGUCGUUGUUUUGCCACAAUCCGGAAGUGUCCCGCGCGAAAACUCGAACUGUCCCUCUGUUUGCACGGUUCGACGCGUGGAACCACGUGCCUCGACCGGAAGUGCCAGUUCGAAGGAACGAAACAGACCGUUCUGUGACCUACGACAACCUGCUACGUGUGCCUCGCUCUGACUCCAGUGCAAUCUCGUCGUGACAGCUCCGUUCGCCUAUCCAGUCACCACGAUGGUUUCGAAUAGUGAUCGACGCGAGAAAGAUUAGCCCGGCUAACUCCUCUAGAACGUGUUGGUUGAACGUGGCGCUAGUUGCAAUUUCUAGAAUUAUCAGUGUCAGACAUUGCCCUCCGAUGCAGCGUAUAGCUGAAUCGACUUAGAGUUUCUUUGUUGUCGGACCGUUCAUCCACAAAUCGAACGGAACGGAUCGCUACUACCGACUUGCACUCUGUCGUUGUCGACGUUUAUCGCGAGACGAUCGUCACCGUGUAUUUUGGACGAACGUGCGAAGGAGCGAGCAAGCAAGAACUAGAGGACGAAUUUCAAAUUGGAUGCUUCGUGACCCGGGGAUAUGCGCGGCACGAGAAAUCGACUAGGAUCACUGGAAAGCUUCUAGCAGGGAAACGAUCGCUAUUCGCGCUGUUCAGGAGAAAGUGCACGGGCUCUCGAACCGGAAGUGCCAUCGAGCAAGAAUAUUCAGCACCAUCGUUCUGUCCCUUUCUCUCUCUUCUGUGUUCUAUGCACGCCAUCUCUCUGUUCCUCGUUUCCCGGUGUGAAAUAUUCGCAUCGAUGAUUUCACGAAUUUCGAACGUGAACACGCGUGUGCUUCUCUCUCGUGCUCCGUUGGAAGAAAUUUUCGAAGGAAAGUGUUCCUUCUCACUAUUACCAGUAAUCGUCGCGAAAAGGAUGCCUACAGCACGCGAGUGGCGCCGAAACGAUUAACGAAACUUUAACGACUGAUGAACCUCUUCCUCGUUUGUCUGAUCUCGAAAACACUGCCAAUUGCGACUAAUCGUCGCCAGAUCGGCGAUUACUUACACCUUACCCUACUGCCUGUGAUUUUAUUUGUUCUCCCUUUUUUCACUCUCCAUCUCUUUCUUAAUCUACUGCUGUCGUCACGGCCAAAGUCACCGUACAUCCUCUCGUCCGUGUGUGCCAAUCCGCGGAGCAUGCGCCGAUCAAAGGAGCCCGCAACAGCCGUUUGAAAGGCGCGACCCUUGAAGACUGGUGGAAAGGAUCGCACGAGCGCCAAUCGAUCGACUUCGUUUUCAUUCUGAACACUGCCAUCACUCUCGAGAGUGUCGAGACCUUUACAAUCGGCCGCUCGAUCGGGAGUCGCACACUGCCAGUAACCCGGAGGAAAAUCCGCCGAUCACGUGACGAGGUCAGCCAAAAUUGGAAGAGCCACCGCUCUUCGUACAUUACUCUAACGAUUCGAUAUUGCAACUUGAAACUGCCUGAUCGAUAAUAUCAUUUUCGGUAAACGCGGGAAACAAGCACGUUUAUAAAUCCAUGCCCGCAGCCCCAACACGACAACGACGUUUCUUUAAUCGCCGAUUUUUAUCGUCCCUUUAUCCAACGUCGAAUUUACGUCUGUUUCGUGUAUACGCUCGUUGUCAAUUAGAAACGCGUUCUCGUCGAAUCAUCGUCGUCCACGUUCCACGGAGUAACGCAACGAGUCGUGGCCCCAUAGUCACGCGUUGAUCAAUCGUUUUCUGCGAAAUCCACGCGCUACUUUACCGAUCUUCGCGUAUAGAUAGAACACGCGCCAUUUAAUUAAGAAAAUAUUACGGCUUCCUACAGAAACUGAGCCGUGUAAUGGUCAUAGAGAGAUAGAAAAAAAAGCGUAAGUCGUUAUGCAACUGCUGCAUGUCUGCCAUUUUGGUCCACACACACGUAUGCGUAAGUGGUUGCACGCGCGCGAAUGAGAUGCUAGUGAUGCUGUUUCGCGCGUCUCCGUGCAAAACUGACGUAUGAAUGGUGAUGCGGCUCGCGUAGCGUGCAACGCGAUAAGAACGAGUCUGUUUGAUAAUGUUGUUGCAACAGAACAGGGCUACCGCCAGUCCCGAAUAAACUCGGCCCGUGCUUACACGUAAAUACUACACGCGCGGCGCUACUUCCAAAGUUUACAUCUCGCGCACAACCCAAGGUGCAACGAACCCUAGGGGAAUUUCGUGUAGUAGUCAUCGACCAACGACACGGUGGACCCUGAUCAGCUAUUUUCGAAAAUGCAUACCACGGAACGAAGAAUGGCUCGUCGAGUAUGAAACGAAUCGAAUGAGAGAACAGGCUCGAGAACCUUUUUUCUAACCACCUACGGUCUGUCAAAGAGAAAUUGCGGGAAAGGAAUUACAUUGGACUCGUUGUGUAUGAGGCUCGAUUAAAAUAAUUGAUAUCUAAAUAUCAAAGCCUCGUUACAGAGAAGAAAAUAUCAUCUUUUUUUUCUUUUGGCGGUUUAGCGUUACGAAUUACCUGCAUUUAGUGCAUUUCACGAAGAACGUGUUCAGGCCCAGAUCCUUUGGAUUACCAAACUGCCGCGAAUGAUUCCAUAUCUCGACGAUAAACUCUAUUGAUUUUCAACGAUUCGCUUAUUGAGCAAUAACGAUGCUCGAAAAUCGAUUGUCUAUAGAGCAUCUAAAAUCCAUCAACGUCCGUUAUUUUCGAGCUCUGCAUACCACGUUCGAUCUAUGAGACUAUCGCUGUUUUAUUAUUUCCAUACAUGUUCAUAUCUUUUUUACACGAUCAUGCGCGCUGGACAUAUAGAUUGACGUUGUAUUCAAACCGAUCGUAUCACGUCGAAAUACUUAAUCAAACCGGGACUGAAAGGAAAGUAACGUGACGAAAACUCGAAGAAAAGACUACAACGUUGUCCACGUUGGUUGUAUCGAAGGUACAAAAAGGAUUUUGCGUGACAAACGAAGAAAUAAAUGGAUCAACGCAGCGUUGCUGGUUAAACGUCAUUGGUCAGGACGCGGAGGAACCGGAAAAGCAGGAAUGUAAAACUAAGCGUUUUCUGUUAGGACAAAGGAUAACCCAGUUUCGUGGGCAAGCUCGCACGUGCAAAUGGGUCGUGAGUCUUUGCUCUAUCGCUGUUUUGGACACUGCGAGGCUUAGAUAUAUAUACUUAAAAACCAAUCGACGUUGAAACCGAUUGGUUUGCUCGAGAUUUCUGUUCAACUUGCUACCCUGCCACUUUGUACCGAAUCGUCCACACGGUCACUAUCUUGACAGUUGAUAGUAAAUAAAUUUGGAUCGACUCAUACAUGGACCUGAUGUUCGCCGACAACUUGAUCGGUAAUCAUUGCCGGAGCAUCGAUAUAGUUUGACGCCGUCGAACUUUCGUCCUCGUGCGACUCGAUGGAUCGAAUUCUAUCGCAGGAGACGAACGAAUGAGGAACAAGCGCACGUGCAAAUACUUGAGAAAACGGACGAAACAUGAGAAACACAUUGUUCAUCGUGCAAAACGAAUUUUUGGCUAGAGAAAGGUGCGAAUAACAUUGGUGAACCGUGUAUACGUGUAUGUGUGGCUUUGUGUGGAUAUAUAUACAAAAGUACGUAGAUACACGUGAGUGGAAGUGCGCGCGCGCAAACAGUUGGUGUAUAAACGCUAACGUAAUACGACGUAUCUUUCCUCCAUACCUGAUCGACAAUCUACAUCGUCGGUAGGUCGAUGAUCUUUUGUAAUACCGUCCCGACGCGACGGUAUCGUCGGCAGGGAUUUCGACAAGACUUCGCCUCUGCCAGCAUUUUUCGUGUUUUGGAUGUUUUAAACGGAAAAAAUGAAUUAUGACCCUUACGAGCAGCCCGUGUGAGCUAGACAACAUGAGCUUGUUUCAAGACCUCAAGUUGAAAAGGAGGAAGGUCGACUCCCGAUGUAGUAGCGACGACUCCCCGGUAUCCCUUGGAUCAGCAGGCUCGCCGCUCGGGAUCCAGCCGGCGGACGCUCCUUCACCCAUAAACUUUCCUGCUCCAGGGGAGAGCAUGGCAGACACCUCGACCCUGUCGCCGGAGGCUAACAUGCCGAGCUCGCCGGGCUGCCCCGUGGUCAAAGUCAAAAGCGAGUAUCUGCUAGGCAUCCCGAGUCCGGGGACACCGCGAGAUCCUCUUCGUGGAAGCGGGGCGGCAACUGGCUUGGAAGCUCGUGAUACAACCUGUUCGGACCGUGCGUCACCCGAUUCAGUCUUCCCUGAUGCCACUUCGAUGGUGGGCUACAGAGUCGUCGAGGAACAGCAGCAACAGCAGCAGCACUAUCACCAGCAACAGCAGCAACAACAGCAACAACAACAACAACAGCAUCAACAACAACGUUCCGGUACACCCGUACCAACCAGGUUGUCGCCUUAUUCGCCGAUGCAAGCGGUCUCCACGACUCCCAUGCCUCAAGAAGCGACUUCAAGGAGCGACAGCCCCGACAAGGGUGACUUAUCGUCGGCGCAGACCAAGGAGGAGUCCGAUAACUCGGUUUUUGACGGAGGAGGUGGCGGUGGUAGCGGCGGUGGUGGUCGUUCGGAGACUUCCAGUCAACCUAGUCACCGGAGCAGCCCGUCUUCUCAAUACAGCCCUAGCCAGAGUAUGAGUCCUAGCGCGAGCGCGACACACGCUACUCAACAACAGCAACCGCAAACACAGCCAACACCGCUGAGACCCCGAGUGCCCUCGGUGCCACCUCACCUUCUAGCUCACCAUCAAUUUUGGUCACAAAACAACGGUAUACAGGGGUUCGCUACGCAAAGGCUAUUGAACGGGGUCAUCAGUAGCGCUGUUAACUAUGGACAGAACGCUGCAGUUGCAUCCACUAGUAGCAGUACAAGUUUGAGCAGCAGUACUGGGAGUAGCGGGAAUGGGGCAACUUCCACAAGCACGGGGGCAACUAGUACAGCUUCCUCGUGCGAAACGAUGAAACCACCGGCACAAAGGCCCACGCCAGCGCCCCCAAGACCACCUCCCACUGUGAUCAUGGGUGAAAUCGGUGGCGUUCGGACGAUGAUAUGGUCCGCGCCACCAUUGGACCCCGUACCACCGCCAGCGGCUUCGUGGACGGCAACGGCCGCGGCGGCAUCCUGUUCCUCCUCAGAAGAGUCGGCUGCCCAGCUACUUUUAAAUCUCGGACAGGAGUCCAGGGGCAAACCAUCCUCCGUUUCCUAUUCUUCCGGUCCACCACUCAAUAUGGAGAGGUUAUGGGCUGGCGAUAUGACACAAUUACCGGCCGCGCAACAGAUGCAAGCGCUCAACUUGACGGCUUCCGGGUCCGGUCAAACGUGGGAGAGAAACGGGGGAGUCGUCAAGUCCGAGACGGCAUCGCAGUCGAUAUCAGUCGCUCCACCUGCACCACCGAUGCCACCUCAAGAACACGAGGAAGACGAAACACCUAUGAUAUGUAUGAUUUGCGAGGACAAGGCUACUGGUUUGCACUACGGCAUCAUCACGUGUGAAGGGUGUAAGGGUUUCUUCAAAAGAACUGUGCAAAAUAGGCGAGUGUACACGUGCGUGGCAGAAGGUGGUUGCGAAAUUACGAAGGCCCAAAGAAACAGGUGUCAGUACUGUCGUUUCAAAAAGUGCAUUGAACAGGGUAUGGUCCUUCAGGCCGUUCGAGAAGAUCGAAUGCCUGGAGGAAGAAAUUCUGGUGCUGUAUAUAACCUUUACAAGGUGAAGUACAAAAAGCACAAGAAAAGUAACAAAACAAGUGGAGUGGGCGGAAGCAUGGGUGGCAUAAGUAGCGGCGGUAAUGUUGGCGGUGUUAACGGGUCGGGAUCCCUUGGUGGUAGCAAAAGCACCAUGGGUUCGACGAUGCUUGACAAACACAUGGCUGUAGCCGCAGUCGCUCACCAUAGCCAACAGCAACAUGUCCAGCUAGCUGGUGGUUUUCUUCAUCAUCACAAGAUUUCGUCGGGCGACCCGCUCAACUCGCAAUCUACCACCAGUCACUCAAGUCACCCCGCGCAUUCGGGACACCUUGUUAAUGGGACGAUCCUGAAGACAGCGCUCACCAACCCCUCCGAAGUGGUACACUUAAGGCAGAGGUUAGACAACACAGUAAGCAGUUCGAGGGAUCGGUCUUUUCCUUUCGAUGCAACCGUUGCUAUGAUCCAGUCUCUAAUAGAUUGCGACGAGUUCCAAGACAUUGCCACGUUAAGGAACUUGGACGAGCUACUGGACCAUAAAUCAAACUUAAGCGACAAGCUGUGUCAGAUAGGGGACAGCAUAGUGUACAAGUUGGUGCAGUGGACCAAAAGGUUACCGUUUUACCUUGAGCUACCGGUCGAAGUUCACACGACGUUGCUCACCCACAAGUGGCAUGAGAUCCUGGUGCUGACCACUUCCGCUUAUCAAGCGAUACAUGGUCAGCACAAGUUCUCCAACGUCGGAAGCGACGUGAUGGGAGCGGAUUUUAUGCAAGAAGUUUCAAACAAUAUGUAUACGUUGCAAACGUGCCUAACGAACAUGAUGGGCCGACCGAUAACCAUGGACCAAUUACAGCAAGACGUAGGGCUCAUGGUGGAAAAAAUUACAUACGUCACAUUAAUGUUCAGGAGGGUGAGAUUACGAAUGGAAGAAUACGUCUGCCUGAAAGUAAUCACCAUGCUCUCGCAAGCACGUGGAGGUACUAUGGAAUUAGAACAUCUACAAGAACGGUACAUGAGCUGUCUACGGAGUUUUGUCGAACACAGCGCGCCUCAACAGCCGAAUCGAUUUCAUGAUCUUCUCGUCAGAUUGCCCGAAGUACAAUCAGCGGCAGCUCUUCUACUUGAGAGUAAAAUGUUCUACGUUCCUUUCCUAUUGAACUCAACAAUUCAAAGAUAGUAAAUAAAAAACAAACUGACGAUAAACGAAGCUGAAUACCUAUAUACAUACUAUACAUAUAAAUAUAUACAUAUAUAUACACGCGAAAGAUUAUAUUGUAUGUAUAUAUGUAUAUAUAUGAAAAUAGAAUCGAACAAACAAACAAAAGCAAACGGGAGAGACUUAUAGGAAAAGGGAAAAGGGAAAGGCUUUGUUUGCGUGUGUAUAAUAAUUAUAUAAAAAAAGUAUAUAUAUAAAUAAUAUAAAUAAUAUAAAUCUGUGUGUUCGUUGCGUUGUACAAAACGAAGAAAGUCGAGAAGAGAACGAGGAACCUGCGAAAAGCGUGAUAAAACAGACAAAAGCGUUAGAAGGAAAAAAACAAGAAAGAACAAAAACUAUAGAAAAACGAGAAGAUUUGAAAAAAAAGAGACGCAAAGGAUACGGAGGAGGAGAGAGAGAGAGUGUGUUUUAGAUAAGAAAUAAAAAAGCAAAUUAAUGAAAGAAUAAAAUGAGUUCGAAAGAGAGCGAAAGAGCGGGAGAGAAAGAGAGGGAGAGUGAGGAAGCGCGCCACCUCGAGAUGGGAAAUCAAUCGAGGAGGGAACUGAACUUUUUUAUCGAAACUGAAAGACUAUAAUAAUAUAUUUCUGUACGCAGUACCGCGCAACUACGUCAUUGUGUGUUCACGUUGCAUAAUCCGAUCGAUAAUAAAACUCUCGUUACGUACGCUCACUGUAGGCCACCUACUACCACCUACUACUAUUGCUGCUACUACUACUGCUACUGUUACUAUUACUCUCCACCACUAUCAAACUAAAUAGCAGACUACCAUUAAAACGACCGAAAGAUCAAUCGACCGAUGUUGAUGAUAAUGGUGAUCAUAAUAAUAACGAUGAUGAUGAUGACGAUGAUAAUGGUGAUGAUGAUAAUCGACGACAAGUCACCAGCAACAGCACAAACGCAAAACAAUCGAUCAGUGAACGAAUCGAUCGCCGCGUAUCUAUGUAUCUUUACACGCGAGCAUAAUAAUUACAAUAUCACAGCCAAACGAGUACGCAUUCUCGAUAACAAAAUAACUCUAAACGCCUAUAAAUACUUAAAUACUCUCGUCUAUGUAUCCACGUGAUCCUACCCUUAAACUAAACGACGUUGCAGACGUAAGUGUGAUAUUUCAAUUAUCAUUCUAAUUAAGAGAAGAUACAGGAAACACGGCCGUCGUCAUUACUAGAAGGACUGGCUGAAUGGAUGUUUGUAAAAACGAUGACGAUUUUUUCGUAACUGUUGAAUCGAAAAACAGAAAAACUGAUGUUAUUUGCAUAAAGUGAUGCAGAGACCAAUUUGACGUCUACUCAAUGGUACCCUUCAAUUAUACGAAGGAAAAUAUUCCCGACGUUGAACACAUUUGGAUGGAAAUCUGGCUAGACUCUAGACUACAGACUUAUUGACUCGUAAAUCGUCCUCGUUGUUAUUGUCGUUCUUGUCGUCAUUCACCGCUCCGAAUCAUGGUCCAAGCGCGCAACACAGAAGACUAUAUUAUAUAUACAUAUAUACAUAUAUAUAUAUAUAUUCACAGUUUUGUUAAUUUACAUUUUAUCGUCAUCGACGUAAAUCUUUACGCGUGUAAUAUCGUGCAUCAUUCACCGGUCGAUUUUUUACUCGUCCUUCGAACGAUCCGAUCCUCCACUUUUCUCGGAUCACGAGAUCACGCGAUUCUAGAGCUUACGAAAAGAGGGAAGUGUCGCGUAGACGAAAUUCUUCUCACAAACGAGACGCUUCCGCGAGAUUCUCGACGACUUUUAAAUAAAGUUCGAUUCGAUGACUUGCAAAUAUUUUGCAAAAUUUUUGUAACGGAUGUUCUUCGAACUGAUACUGAUUUUCGAUACGUAAGACAAACUUUUUAAACGUUUUUUAUAUAGUUCUAAUGAAUUCGUAGCCUGCCGUAUAUCGAAGUGAUAUUUUUUCUAUUGAAAAUCCUUGCAAGGAUCUGAUCGUUCGAACCUGUGCGCGUGAGCGCGCGCGCUUCGUUUCUUGUUACCAAGCGUUCCCCAUUGAUUCGUGACAAAAGAUUGUUUUUUAUAAUUCCUCGUUAAAAUGACUGCGAUAAUUUCAUAGUAUUAUAUACAAGAAAGAAAAAGGAGAAAAAGAGAAGGUAAAAUGCAUAAACGAAUGGAAAAUGUGACUAGCAAAAGACUUGGUAUUUCUUUAUUACGAGGAAGCUUAUAUUCGUAGCGAACAAAAAAAGGUAAUAGAGUAAUAAAAGUUCGAGUAUACCUUUUUCUUCUCGCGUGAGCUUUUAUCGGAUUUAUGGAAAAUUGUUCCCCACUUUGGCAAAUGUAGAUAUACAUAUGCAUAUACAUAUGUAUAAUACAUAUUUAUGUGUCGCGGACACGUGUGAUAUUCGGUUUCCUUGUGACUCAGAAAUACCUGGUUCUUCAGAUUGGCUCAAUUAUUUAAGAUAGCAAAACCAGUUGUAGAAAAUGGAAAUAACGGUAGGAAACAAACCGGUGGCUGACGCCAGUCGAAACGUCUUGUUCGUGUCUUGGAAAAGAAAAAGAAAAAAUGAUGAAUAAUGCUCCUUGUAUACGCAUGUAAUGAUUAAUUAGCGCAUGUUCUAUCACAACGUGAUUGUUUCAUCUUGCCUCCAUAGAAGUUAUUGUAAACACGCGCUAAUUACCGCUACGCACACGAUCACGAGUACGAUGAAAUCGAAUUCCCCUUUCUUUGAUCCCGAAGGUCCGUUGUCGUGUCUUUGGAUGCCUUCGGUCGUGUUGCAUUUAUCUUCAUUCCCUGAUCCUUAAUUUUCUCUUCCUCUUAUUUUCCUAUACUACAAAUUACAAAGCGAAUAUUCUGCUCAAAGCAAAUUCCACCGAAGCUUUCGCGGGGAACUUUCUCUACUUUCGUCAACCUUGAUGCCUUUUCCACAUCUUGAGACAAUUUCGGCGGACUCGUGAUCGCGAGCGCAUGUACGAAAAAAAAAAUCAACACGAGAACUAUACACACAGACCUUGGGCCUACUAGCCUAGGGAUACUUGUCCAUACUAUAAGACUUAACUAAUGAUGGGAUACUUCAUACGGUAAACAAUGUAUAUUAUUUGCGGUUAAGGAACUGGGGGUAACGGUUCCUGUAUUCCCCGGACAUCAUCGUACACUUGUUCUGUGUUCAAUUGGACGGUCGAUAAGGUCGCAACCGCGAGUAAUAGAAAGAAAAAAAACAAGCAAGAUAGAAGAACGAAGAGAAAAAGAAAACAAGCUCGCUAAAUUACGUUAAGAGAAUAUUUGACAUGAUAUUGGCUAACGCGUGUUUCUUUUUUCUUUUACUUUUUCUUCGAAAACAUAAAUCCCUCGUAAUUUCCUCACGUUUACACGCGAAAAUUUACUUUGAAGUUACCGUUUAGUAUAGUGCAAUACGAAGAAAGGAAGCAAUCGUGUUAGCAUUUAGACCGAUACAUUUGUUCCUUUUGCUCUCUUUCUUUUGUCUCCUACCUUCGUAGACAUUUUUUACGCUCCUCGUUCCUUCCUCUUCCCUGCCCGUUCCCUCGAGUUGAUCCACCAAACCGCGACUGUUCACCCUUAUGUUCCUAUAACCCUGCCCAUCAACCAAUUCUGUUUCCUUUUUUUAUUCCCGUUAGCUAGUAAAGAUAAUGUACUUCCCGCGGAGAACUCUUUUCUUGUCGCCUCCUAUUUAUUGUUAGCAUGUACAUACAGCAUCGAAACAGAUGUUAAAGAACGGCGAGGAAAAAAGAACGCCGCGUUAAGAGAAAAACGCACCGAGUUGGACUGUCUAUUAUAUUACAUUAUAUAUAAGUAUAUAAAUAUAAAUAUAAGUAUAUAAAUAUAAAUAUAAGUAUAUAAAUAUAAAUAUAAAUAUAAAUAUAAAUAUAAAUAUAAAUAUAAAUUAUAAAUAUAAAUAUAAAUAUGAAUAUAAAUAUAAAUAUAAAUAUAAAUAUGUAUAUUGUAUAAAAAGAAAUGUGCACCGAUGUCUGGGAGUACAGCAGCUGCUUACGGGAGAGCUAUACGUUGGAUCAGCAAGACUUAGGGCAUUAUACUACCCGCGAGUAUUAUCAUGCCCAACCUUUAAUAUUUAAGUGCGAGUGAGAGUCUAUUGAGCAAAAGUAAAAGAAAAAAAGAUGAAAUUUAAAAAUAUAAAAAAUACAUAUGCCUCUCGUUUGUGGGUUUAACUUUGUACAUAUUGUACGAAAGGUUUAAUAAUAACUACGUUGAAAGUACUAGUCCUGUCUCUUUGUAUAAUUCCGUGUUAUACCUGCUCUUAUAUAGUGUCAAGCGGUGCAACAGCGUUUCUAAUCCUGUGCCAGCCGUACGAUUGAGCCUGAUUAAAAUUAUGCUAUGCAGGAUAUGUAUGCGACACCGAGUUUUGCCG
This is a messenger RNA of Bombus huntii, 11407 nucleotides long. It is a transcript of the gene Hr4, whose product is annotated as hormone receptor 4-like. Gene Ontology annotation, molecular function: zinc ion binding; sequence-specific DNA binding; DNA-binding transcription factor activity. NCBI's taxonomy places the organism in Eukaryota, Metazoa, Arthropoda, Insecta, Hymenoptera, Apidae. Gene Ontology annotation, biological process: regulation of DNA-templated transcription. The transcript has 11 exons. The record is from RefSeq and is a predicted model, not a curated record. The coding region runs from base 4039 to 7053 and encodes 1004 amino acids.